This is a messenger RNA of Pygocentrus nattereri (red-bellied piranha), 1871 nucleotides long. RefSeq lists its product as uncharacterized. The transcript is spliced from 12 exons. Lineage: Eukaryota; Metazoa; Chordata; Actinopteri; Characiformes; Serrasalmidae. The record is from RefSeq and is a predicted model, not a curated record. Gene Ontology annotation, molecular function: 2 iron, 2 sulfur cluster binding. Bases 199 to 1473 code for a protein of 424 amino acids.
GGACUUGUGUCCUAUGUACAGAGGGAAAACGUUCGACUUUUAUUUUGCAAUAGGAGCGGACCGCAUGCAACCGGAAGGAAAGCAUGUGUAGGAGACAUUUCGACAGAAGUGUGUGAGCUGUUUUAUUAGUUUAAGAGGCGUUUUUUUCUGCACCACAGCGCUGUAUGGCAUUCAGAAAUAAGCUCUUCUGGAUUUUCGAUGGAGCAGUUUGAAGAAGAUUUGGUUGAGGCCCUUAAAGAUGUUGUAAAGGCCGGGAGCUGGCAGUGUGUCGGAGAUGCAGCGAAAUUUAAGUCACCAUGCACGAAAUUUUACGCAGACGAUGGCGAGCACAUCGUUCUUGUGCGGACAGAGGAAGGAAGGUUUUGGGCUAUGGACUCAUCCUGCCCACACGAAGGGGGCCCACUUGACCAAGGAGACAUUGAGGACCUUGGAGAUGGGAAACUGGCACUGAUAUGCCCCUGGCAUUAUUUUGACUUCAGCCUGGAGACGGGUUCCUCUUCCACAGGACUGCAGAAUCAGGUGUAUGAUGUCAGAGUGGUGGAUGGAAAGGUUUAUAUUAACACUCAAAGUACCUUGUCUUGCUACCCUGUCCCAGUGACAAAAACAGUAAAAAUGGAUGUCUUGUCACCAGUGGAAAUAAAGUCAGCAUCCUCGGAAAAUACACUCUGUUUCUGGGCCACGAAAAUCCUUUGUACUCCGGACCCAAAGGAAAAGGUGGCUUUGACUAAGGAUGUGCAGAGGUGGUGGCAUACUGGGAAAAUAACAGAAAUUGGGGAGUGUGCUCCACCGAAUCAGCCUAGCAGGAUGGAUAGCCUGACUGUGGUGGAGCCGGGCAAAAUCAAACGUGGCAAAGGAGGCACACAGGCAAGCAGGGUCGCUUUGCUUCAUUCUCUGGCCAACAUAGAGCAGUGGGCUAUUGACGUCUCAUGGGAUAUUAUAGCUCGAUUCUCUUCAGUCCAGCUUAGUACUGGAGACUCAAUGCCACAGGAGUUCUUCAGCGACUUUGUCAAAGUAGCAGGGGAUGAAGCCAAGCAUUAUGAUUUAUUAGAGGAAAGGAUCAAGGAACUGGGUAGCUCUUUUGGUACCCUCCCAGUGCAUAAUGGUUUGUGGCAGUCAGCGACGGAAACUUCUCAUAAUCUUCUAGCAAGAUUGGCUAUAGUGCACAUGGUCCAUGAAGCCAGGGGCUUAGACGUGCACCCUCAGACGCUGUCCCGCUUUGCAGCUCAGGGAGACACAAACUCGGUAAAGAUCCUAAAGGUCAUCUACACUGAUGAGAUCACUCAUGUGGCUGCAGGACUGCGAUGGUUCACAUACAUCUGUUCCAAGGAGGGACGGGAUUGCUUGACGACUUUCCAUGAUUUGGUGAAGUUGCACUUCAAAGGGUAUUUAAAGCCCCCUUUUAACACAGAGGGGAGGAUGACAGCAGGGAUGACAGAAGAGUGGUAUGUUCCACUUGUUAAACCCUCCAGCUGACCGAAGGUGUCCUUCACCAUUUGAUAUGAAAAGAUAAGCAGCUAUUCACUCACUUCUGUUCAGUAUACGCUCACUCACCAGUAACUGCCAUCAUUUACACUUCAGUGAAAAUUAGCUGUACUUGUUUUAUGUGUCCAUUGCUGUUGUGAAAUGGUUAUUUAUGCAGGUUUUUAAAGUACUGCUGCUAUAUUGAAUGGUAUCUUCUGUUUUUUUAUGCAUCAAAUGCAUAGAAAAGUGAUGGACUAGUGGUUAAUCUUACAUGUAAAAAUUCACAGAAGUAUUUCUUGGAAAUUUAAGAAUAUUUUUUUCUGAAAGGGGAAAAAAAAUAUUUAAAAAAGUUAACUUUUUUUGUAUGCACCAUAUUAAGUAUGAUCCAAUAAAUAUAAUCUCCAAAGUUG